GAAAAAAAAAAAAAGAGAAGAAACCAACCGCAACAGAGGAAGAGGGGAGAGAACGGAAGGGGAGAAGGAGGAGUGUAGCCAGAGCGACCAGCCCUGGGACAUUUGCAAAUCCUAGGGUGCCCCUGAAAGGUGGGGAGUAAGAGAAAGCCAGAGCGACUGAAAAGCGGAGCUACUCCCAGCAACGGCAGCAGCUGUCAGGAGCUGGAUAUACACAUACAUGCGUCCCUACAUGCUCACACGGGGAGAAUUCAAGCUGCAGCUCAUAGGAGGAGGGAAGCGUUUCGGCUGUGCAAAGGGCUAUGCAUGUCAGGGAUGAAACUAAAAGCUGAAAGAAGCGGCUGCGCUCCUGGGACUGUGUCAUCUUGGAAGGGAGGGAGGCAGGAAGGAAGGAAGGAAGAAAAGGGGGAAGAUAACUGGCAUGUGGAAGAAGAUGGGAGACUAACUCACUGCCGUGCAGAAGGGAAAUCCAACUUGAACAUUUGAAAUACACCAGGCUCAGCUUGGAAAUGAGAUCAGACCUGCAUUGAAACACAGAAAGGGAGGAAAAGGGAGGCAGAGACGGGAGAGCUUUUAUCCUUUUUCCUCUCUCUCUUUCCUUCUCUCUCCUCAAAGAAAUAGAAGUUUAUCCGUCUCACUGCUUCUGGAUUCAUAGAGCUGCUGGACAAAAGAUGGAGAGGAAGCUAAAAUGAAAAGCAAAGUAUGCUUCUGAAAUUUACAGCUAAAAGGACAAAUCACAUCUUCUCGGGUUUCUUUGUGCCCCAUCGGGGGAGUUCUAACGUCUGAAGGAUUUUGAAAAGUGGGGGGGGAAAGGCGAGAGUGGGCGUUAAAAAUACCCAUCCCAAGUGUUUAAAAAAUAACGAGGUGAUGGAUUUAUCCUUGACAGCUGGUGGGAACCUUGAAUUUUUCUCUACUCCCUCCCUCCUUCAUUUCAUUUAAUGUGAAAUUAUGAAAAUGCAGAGGAGUUGGAGGGAAGGCAAAAGGAUAUAACGUGGAGUUUGAAACAAGGAGAGGGUGCUGAUGCUGUGGAUUGCUGGCUUCUUGCCGAAAUCAAAAAUCCAAUUGCGCACUGGGUUGUGAUUGGAAAUCUAAUCAGAUCUUUGGAGAGGGGGGAGAGAGACUAAAAGUUUAUUGUUUUGACAGGCAGGAAUAAAAAUUUAAAUGCAAGAGGAGAUUCUUUUCUAAAGGAGUGUGGGGGUAUAGAGGAAAAUAAGAAUGGGAUUCCCCAUUCUAAUGUGGAGACACAUGGAUUGGAUAAUUGAUAGUGCAGCAAAGAAGGAGCAAAAAGAAAAUUGUCUGGCAAGACCUGGAUCCUAAGUGUCACAACAAGAUUACAUUAAAAGAAUGCAGAUGGAGGAUUGCUUAAAAGGAAAUACAGUUAUUUCUGCUCUCCAGAGAAAAAACAAAUAGAGAGCAAUGGGGAGCAGUGGAGCCAAAGAGGCAGAAAACCUCAGAAAAAGGAAAUUAAGCAAAUGAUCCACAGUGGAAUGAAAAGUUUCAGAAAGGAAAAGGACUAUUCAUCCUUCUCAAGGAUUUUUGGUUUUUUCCUGUUAUUUUAAACCACUACUCUUCAGUGGAGACAACCAUCAACAUUACUACUACAGAAAUUUUAAGCAGAAAAGUUGAAAGCCACCGAGAAAAUAAGGACAGAGAAGAAGAAAGCAAAUUGCCAGAAGGGGAGAGUUCAGCAGUGUUGGGCUGGAUUGGCACCUGUAUGGACUGAAAUUGCUGGGAAAUUGCAAUUGGAUAUCCUUUUUUUUUUUUUUUAAUUUCCUUUCUUGUUUUUAAUUCUGUUUUGGUUGCUGAAAUGAAAUAGUUUUCUAACCCCUCCCCCACCCUGGUUUUUCAUAAUCACUCGGAUUUCCAGCUGGAUAGUCUUUGAGGAUACAGGUGGAUGCUGUGGGGGGGUCCAGGCAGCUCUGUGGAACAGUCUCCAAUGGGCUAGUAGGAUGAGAAGGUCCAGGGGUAGUUUGGGAAACGAGGAGAAACAUCACCUCCCGAGACGGUAAUCCUACUGAAAAGACGAUUCAAACUCCAGAAGGACCAACACCAAAUAAAUUAUGAAUGUUGAACAAGAUGACCUUACAUCCACAGCAGAUAAUGAUAGGUCCUAGGUUUAACAGGGCCCUAUUUGACCCCCUGCUUGUGGUGCUGUUGGCUCUUCAGCUUCUUGUGGUGGCUGGUCUAGUGAGGGCUCAAACUUGCCCUUCGGUCUGCUCCUGCAGCAACCAGUUCAGUAAAGUGAUUUGUGUACGGAAAAAUCUUAGAGACGUGCCAGACGGCAUCUCCACCAACACCCGGCUACUCAAUCUCCAUGAGAACCAGAUUCAAAUCAUUAAAGUUAAUAGCUUCAAGCAUCUGAGGCACCUAGAAAUCCUGCAGCUCAGCAGGAAUCACAUCAGAACAAUUGAAAUAGGGGCUUUCAAUGGUCUGGCCAAUCUCAACACUUUGGAACUCUUUGACAAUCGUCUGACCACUAUCCCAAAUGGGGCUUUUGUAUACCUAUCAAAACUGAAGGAACUGUGGUUGAGAAACAACCCCAUUGAGAGCAUCCCUUCUUAUGCUUUUAACAGAAUCCCUUCUCUCCGGAGGUUGGAUUUGGGGGAAUUGAAAAGGCUUUCAUACAUCUCAGAAGGUGCCUUUGAAGGUCUGUCCAACUUGAGGUAUUUGAACCUUGCCAUGUGCAAUCUUCGAGAGAUUCCUAACCUUACUCCGCUUGUAAAACUGGAUGAGUUAGAUCUUUCUGGGAAUCAUCUGACUGCCAUCCGGCCAGGUUCUUUCCAAGGGUUGAUGCAUCUUCAGAAAUUGUGGAUGAUACAGUCCCAGAUUCAAGUGAUAGAAAGGAAUGCUUUUGAUAACCUUCAGUCGCUUGUAGAGAUCAACCUGGCACACAACAAUCUAACGCUACUGCCUCAUGACCUGUUCACACCGCUCCGCCUAGAAAGGAUCCACUUGCAUCACAAUCCUUGGAACUGCAACUGUGAUAUCCUUUGGCUCAGCUGGUGGAUUAAAGACAAGGCACCCUCCAACACUGCAUGCUGUGCCCGUUGCCACACGCCCCCCAGUUUAAAAGGAAGGUACAUUGGUGAGCUGGACCUGAAUUACUUCACAUGCUAUGCUCCAGUCAUAGUGGAGCCACCAGCAGACCUCAACGUCACAGAAGGCAUGGCUGCAGAGAUGAAAUGCCGGGCAUCGACCUCCCUCACCUCCGUAUCUUGGAUUACUCCAAAUGGAUCUGUAAUGACACAUGGGGCAUACAGAGUUCGGAUUGCUGUGCUCAGUGAUGGCACAUUAAAUUUUACCAAGGUAACUGUGCAAGACACGGGUUUGUACACAUGCAUGGUGAGUAACUCUGUUGGGAAUACCACGGCUUCUGCCACGCUGAAUGUGACCGCCCUGGAUAACCCUGGGUACACCUACUUUUCAACCGUCACGGUAGAGACUGUGGAACCUUCUCAGGAUGAGGCACAGACCACAGAGCAGGUUGGGCCCACACCAGUUACCAACUGGGAAACCAUUAACAUGACAACCUCACUCACUCCACAGAGCACAAGAUCAACAGAAAAAACGUUCACCAUUCCUGUGACGGACGCAAACAACGGGAUCCCAGGAAUAGAUGAGGUCAUGAAGACUACCAAAAUCAUAAUUGGUUGUUUUGUGGCUAUCACUCUCAUGGCUGCUGUGAUGCUGGUAAUUUUCUACAAAAUGAGGAAACAGCAUCACCGGCAGAGCCAUCAUGCUCCAACACGGACUGUAGAGAUCAUUAAUGUGGAUGAUGAGCUUACAGGUGACACACCCAUAGAGAGUCAUUUGCCCAUGCCAGCAAUAGAGCAUGAGCACUUAAAUCACUAUAACUCUUAUAAAUCUCCUUUCAACCACACAACAACAGUUAACACAAUAAAUUCAAUACACAGUUCAGUGCAUGAACCGUUAUUGAUCCGAAUGAACUCGAAAGACAAUGUUCAAGAGACUCAAAUCUAAAACAUUUAUGACAUUAAGGGGUGGGGUGGGGGGACAAAAAAAGAUGGUUUAUAAAACAAAUGACACAAAUGACUGGGCUAAAUCUACUGUUUCAAAAGUGUCUUUACAAAGAAAAAGAAAUUUAUUUAUUAAAAAUUCUAUUGUGAUCUAAAGCAGACAAAAUUAUGUGUAUUCCUCAGAACCUGUUUUUGCUGCAGUUAUUUACCCUCCUCGUUCCCGUUUUCCUGCCCAACCUACCCUGACUCCCAUUUGCCAUAUUUUUCAUAGGAGAUCUUGAUUCCCUAAAAGAACUGAUCUAGGAAAUUUUGUAAGAAUUCUGUUACACUUUGGGAAUUUUUAUGGUGAAUUCUAGUGGUGAGAUUCGGUCUAUUUUGUCACUUUCUCUUUUUUCUUUUUUUUUCUCAUGCCCUUUUUGAAAUUAUUCAACAGAGAAUGGAGUAAUAACAGUAACUUUGCAAGUGAGAAAAACAAGUAAACCUUUUUUUCUCCAUGUAAUGAUUUGCUCUGUACGUACCGAAAGCACCAUUCUGUGAAAAAAAAUGGAAAAAAAGUAAAAAAAAAUCAACCCAAAAAUUAAUUUACUUGUGAAAGCCUAUAAAACCCAUGAUCUUUUAAGCAAUUCUAGAACCAGAAUUUGUAGUUCAAACACUAAACUAAGAUUAUAAAUAAAAUAUUGGUUUUUUUCUGU
Molecule: messenger RNA, 4666 nt
Organism: Zonotrichia leucophrys gambelii
Lineage: Eukaryota; Metazoa; Chordata; Aves; Passeriformes; Passerellidae
Gene: LRRC4C
Product: leucine rich repeat containing 4C
Exons: 3
Coding region: 2062-3978 (638 amino acids)
Biological process (GO): modulation of chemical synaptic transmission; regulation of axonogenesis; synaptic membrane adhesion
Cellular component (GO): glutamatergic synapse; postsynaptic density membrane; plasma membrane
Molecular function (GO): cell-cell adhesion mediator activity
Source: RefSeq, a predicted model, not a curated record